CCACGGGCUGUAUGAACUACAACUUGUACCAGACAGGCAUUUCACUGAACGGCGCGUGCACAACACAAGGCUUUGAUAAUUAUGGCCGUAUAGUUACAAGACCCGCUGACUUCGUGCUGUUGUAGCAAUUUUACCACCUUGCUGAAUUUACGCUUUCCAUUGGUUUUAAGAUUCCUGGUGCAAUUCAGUUGUUUAUGUGAAAACGUUUGCAAUAUGGCUGACGGAGUUGGCAUCGAUUUGGGUACUACGCACUGCUGUCUGUUUGUGUAUAAACAUGGUCGCAGUCCGCAGGUAAUCAAAAAUAAAGCCGGAGACAACACCACUCCUUCGUGGGUACGUUAUGAGCAAGAUGGUCUGGAUGUCGGCAAACAUGCUAAACGACAAAGCCCGGAAAACAGCAGAAACACCAUUCGUAAUGCUAAGCGGCUGAUUGGACGCAGUUUUCAGGAUCCCGCUGUAGAAAGUGAGCGCCGACUGAUGCCCUUUAAAAUUGUUAACAACAAAGGAUCCCCGGCUAUAGAGGUAGAUCAAUGCAGUGAAGCAGGGGACGUCAUAUGGAAAAGGACGCUACGCCCUGAGGAAGUCAGCGCCGUCAUGCUGUCGUCCCUAAAAGAAAUGGCAGAAGGUUUCUUGGGCAGAAAGGUUAUCAAAGCCGUGGUGACGAUUCCGGCCAAUUUCAUGGAAACCCAACGCGCGGCGACGCUGAGCGCAGCCCGCUUGGCCGGCUUGACGGAAGUGACCCUUCUGAAUGAACCCACAGCCGCGGCGAUUGCCUACGGAGGCGUCAUGGAUGAGCAAUGCACCAUUCUGGUCUUUGAUUUUGGCGGCGGAACGCUGGACAUCAGCAUCAUGAAGGUGGAGGGUCGCAAUGAAUACCGCGUUCUCAGCACCGACGGCGACAUGUAUCUGGGCGGAGAAAAUUUUGAUAACGAAAUCGUUCAGUAUUUUUUGGAUGAUAUUCGAAGCAAGCAUCGCGUCAACCUGGCCGCGGACGCUAAAGCUAAGGCAGUACUUAAACUGAUUGCAGAGGAUGCAAAAAUCGCACUGUCCAGUCCACAUACACAUAAAUACAAGGAGACCGUCUACACACUCCACGAUGAUUUCAAAUACGAAGCCGUACUCACCAAGAAAACCUUCAACGGUAUGUUUCGCGGUCUAUUGCAGAGUAUUUUGGUUCCGGUUAAAAACGCUUUAGAAGCGGCUGACUUGCUAGCAAGCGAUAUCGAUAAGGUCAUCCUGGUUGGUGGCAGCAGUAAACUACCGGCUGUCAAAGAGACACUCGAAGGAUUUUUUGGUCCGAAUGUGGUGUGCGGUGAUGCUAACCCAGAUGAGGCCAUCGCGCGAGGCGCGGCUAUGCAGUCAUAUCGCUUCAACAACAGCCAGUCCAGUAAUGUUCAAGAAAUCACAGCUUAUCACUACGGAAUCGAGAUUCGCGACCGUUCGCAACCGGGGAAUACACGCAUAGCAGAACUGAUUCCCAGAGGCAAACCAUAUCCAUGCAGUCAGACCGAUAUCUUUGUUACAGCUGAUGAUAACCAGACUGUCGCUUCUUUUAAUGUGUAUCAGAGCAAACGCGGAUUCAGUCUAGACAAAUUCAGGAUUGGUCAGUUUAACAUCGCUGAGUUGCCACCACGAAGGGCCGGAGAAUGCAAAUUCGACGUCACCUACAACAUUGAUCGGAGUAACAUUCUUCAUGCUGCGGCACAAGGCAAGGGUGAUAUUUCCAGCUACAAGAAGAACAUUGACAUUCGAUUGGAUAACGUAGUCUAGUAUUUUUAACCUAGCUGGAUAUUAGAUUUUCAAGUGGUGUGUUUCUUGCAUUAGUCUGCACAUCAUUUAAUCAUCCACAGAGCGCAUACUGUAUGUGCGUUACUGUGCGUUGAUGCUUCCUGCAGUCGCUUUUGAUGGGCUUCACAAUGAGUCUAUUGCUACUUUGGUAAUGUAAAAUGUUUAAAAAUGUAAAAUUACGUAGUUUAUACCGUUUGAACGUUUGCAGCGAAGAAGAAAUUACCGGAAACGGUGAGCUUGUCUAGCUAUAGUAGGGAAUACGGAUGAGUAACCCUCUUGGUUUGAGAUUUAGAUGUAAC
Messenger RNA from Paramacrobiotus metropolitanus, 2087 nucleotides. Its product is annotated as heat shock protein 70 B2-like. Gene Ontology annotation, molecular function: heat shock protein binding; ATP binding; ATP hydrolysis activity. Lineage: Eukaryota; Metazoa; Tardigrada; Eutardigrada; Parachela; Macrobiotidae. Gene Ontology annotation, biological process: cellular response to unfolded protein; protein refolding. The transcript has 2 exons. The record is from RefSeq and is a predicted model, not a curated record. Gene Ontology annotation, cellular component: cytoplasm. The coding region runs from base 214 to 1770 and encodes 518 amino acids.